This is a messenger RNA of Oncorhynchus kisutch (coho salmon), 6768 nucleotides long. Its product is annotated as protein FAM135A. Gene Ontology annotation, biological process: lipid metabolic process. Lineage: Eukaryota; Metazoa; Chordata; Actinopteri; Salmoniformes; Salmonidae. The record is from RefSeq and is a predicted model, not a curated record.
UCGGUUUGGCUAUGGCUAGAGGUGUGAAGGGCAAGUUCAUGAUUUGACCUCGGUUAUUUGAGUUCUCAGUUGUCUUGAAAGCACCAAAAGAGUCACCGGCAAGGACGUCAGAGGACCACUUGACAGGAUCUGCGCAGCAACUGCGCAGUUUUUAUGUUCGACAACGUGCGUGGUCGCUUCCACUGUUUUCCAGCGGAUCGUCGCUAGCCUUGUCAGGCUGCGGAGGCUGUGUGCAAAAUCAAGGGACUGGAUUGACUACCCAUGUCGUUGUCCCGUUUGGUUUUGAAGUCGGCUUAAUGCUGUUUUGUUAUAGUAUUUCGUCUGUUAACUAUCAGGAGAAGUGAUCUGUCGACACAGAAUCUGGGGUCAUAAUGUCCCAGGUGAUGUAAGCCUUCUGUCUGCCUCUGAAGCCAAACAUGAGUGAGGUGCAGGCCACGGUGGAGUUCUCUGUUGAGCUCCACAAGUUCUACAAUGUGGACCUGUUCCAAAGAGGGUUCUACCAGAUCCGUGCCAGUAUGAAAGUGCCAUCACGAGUCCCUCACAAAGUAGAGGCCAGUCUACUCCACCCACCAGGUUCUGAUCUGGCCUUCCCUGCAGCUGUGGUCGAUGACGUCAUCUGCAGCAAGACCUUCCAGAUCCUCUAUAACGAGGAGGUGGUUGUCAAUGAUGUGCUGGUGUUCAAAAUCAUGAUGCUGCUGGAUGAGAAGAAGGUAGAAGAAUCCCUCAAUGACAUGGACUUCCAGCUCUCUCUGGAGUUAUACUUCACAGAUGGAGACUUCUCGCCCGAGGAGCUCAGCUCCCUGCAGAACAUCAGCAGUCGUUCGCUCCGCUUGCACUUUAGCCUGAACCGAGGCAUCCACCAACACAUCAAUAUCAUGUUCGACUACUUCCACCUGUCUGUCGUCUCUAUGGCCGUCCACGCAUCCCUGGUUGCCCUGCACCAACCCCUCAUCAGUUUUCCCCGGCUAGUGAAGAGUACAUGGCUGAAUCGCACCGCCCCCCAGCAGAGUAAAGACUCUGUCAUCCCAGCCCUGGAGAAUGUGGUGUUUGGAACCAGCUAUGUCAAACAGCUGUCUGCUGAUGGCAGAACAUUCCUGGUGUCAGACCAAUGUCUGCAGCAUGCAUUCAGUCUUCACCACAGUCUCUGUGCCAGCCUACUGCUGGCCUACCAGGGCCUGUUUGGUUACUUCACCUCCGUCAGCAAGGACCUGCCCUCCUCACACCGCAUGGAGCUAGCCAAGCCCAGCAUGCAAGUCCUUUAUGAGAGAGUACUCAGAAGACCCUUCCCUCCAGACCAAAGGCACGUCUUUAUAGAGGAACUAGACGUUGAGAACCGUCUCACUGAGCUCUGUGAUCAAGUCAAGCAGAGAGCGGAGAGCCCGGACGAGCUGGCAGAGCUGGUCAAUAUGAACCUGGCCCAGCUGUGUUCCCUCCUCAUGGCCCUGUGGGGUCAGUUCCUGGAGGUGGUCUCACUGCAGGAGAAUGUUGCUGCCCUGCUGGCUGUGGAGCAUCACACACUCAGAGUGCGGAGAUUUGCAGAGGCCUUCUUUUGUCUGGAACACCCGAGACAAACGGCACUGGCCUAUCAGGAACUACAUGCUCACAGCCACCAGCAGAUGACCACAGCCAUCAAGAGUUCCUCCUACUUCCUGUCUCUACCACCACUUCCUGUUGCAUGUGCCGACCUGGACGGGGACGUCAGUUCCCUGCCAAUCAUCUUCGAGGACAGAUACCUGGACUCUAUCACGGAAGAUCGGGACGGGCCGUGGCUGGGCAUACAUAACCCCCGGAGUGGCUCCACUUCCUCCGGUAACUCUAAGGCCUCAUCCUCUUCCACUGCAGCUGCCGCAGCAUCCUUCCCCAGCCCCAUCCUGGAGCCUCGGCCCCCAACCAUGAUGGACACUACCUGGCCCGAUGACUGCCCAGACCUGCCCAAGUCCAAAGGCAAGUCGGUGAAACUGAAGAAGAACGCCAAGACGGAGAGGGAGAACGCCAAGAAGCUCAUCAGACAGGGAUCCAAGGACUCUGUGGUUCUGGUGGCUUAUAAGAACCUGGGGAAGGCCGCUAACUCGGCUAACCCUUCACAGCUAACACAUGGAGAAACUGACCAUGACAGAGAGACCCAGGGACAGGGAGAGGCUGGCCUGAAGCAGAGGGAGGAGAGGGAGCAGGGGGAGAGGAAUGCCUUGCUGGGGGUGACUGGGGGAGACUCCAACACUGACCUAAGGACUAGGAUCUCCAAAUAUUUUCCUGAGCCUGGUGCUACCACCGCCGCUGGACAGGCAAAUGCUGUUCUUAAUUUUGACUCUCUCCUUGAGGAUGACGUCCUAGUAGCUAGUGGCGUGGCUAGUCAGAAAGGUUACUUCACAGCCUUAGUGAGCUUGGACACACAGAACAAGCCGGCCCAGGCUGGUCCUGGAGCUGUAGCCGGAUUAGCCACCACAGAUAAUAACCAAGUAAUUAACAAAAAUGCUGCCGUUGACCACUGCAGCCAGCAGCUGCCCGAUCACUACACGCCUGGUUCUACCGCCACUGGACUCAGGCACAUUGAGGUCCAACCCUGUGACAAGGACCCGUACCAAGGAGACACAGUGACCGUUCUCCUGCCCUGUCGGACGGAUGGGGAUGGGACCUCCAAAAGAGAGAUCCCAGAAAUCACCCAGACAGACCUGUGUAUGUCCGACUCUAAACACCUUGCUAUGAGAGACUGGAGUUCUGAGGUGUCUGACAGGCCUCGGGGUAGAGGGGUAAUGACUGAGGUUAGUCAGAGGCCAGGCCUGGUGCUUCUACAGCAGGUGAAAGGUGAUUGUAUCAGGCUGCCACCAGACGGAGGUGCUGCUGUCCCCAGUGCCUCCUCCCGCCUCUCCGACUCUGGUAUCGAGAGCGAGCCCAGUUCCUUCGCUAUCCAGCUGGCUACCCAGGGUGGGGCCGUAGGGCUGGCUGGGGCCCCUGAGACUGAGUUGGGCCCCCAGCAGGCCGAACGGCCCCUACUCAGCCCUGCUCCCCGGCCCGUCCAGCCCACCUCUGUCCAUAAGGGCAGCAUGUGGACUAGAGAGGGCCUCAACCCGGAGAGCACAGUCAGCGGCGUCCAGUCUUCCCUCACCUCCAUCAACUCGCUGCCCUCGGAUGACGAGGGGGAGGGGGGUACGUCUGUGUCCAGGGGCUCCAGCAGUGUAGGAGGAGAGGAGGCCGAGGGGCCACCCGGCCCAGGGGGAAUGAGGAAGUCCAGUGUUCUGGUACAGGAGCAACAGAGCCUGGUGUUCUCUGGAGAACCACCACCAUCUGUCCCAACACGCUGCUCCGUACCCAGCCAAACGCACCCCGACGCUGGGUUGGGCCUCAACACCACUGCUAGUGGGGGUUCUGCAUCUCAAUAUCUGCCUCCUAGGACUUUUUCCUCAACCUCUGAGUCAACACUUAACACUGAUCCCAGGUUGUUAACAGGUUCCUCUGAGGGGGCCGUAGGGGGUCCAGGUGCCCCCCGUAGUGAGCCCCAGACAGCCUCCUACCCCUCCUCUAACUCCACCGCCAGCAGCAGUGACCUGGUCAAGAAGGGACUGGUAGAAAACUACUUUGGCUCGCGCUCCAGCACAGACGUCUCAGAGAUCAGCCCUGUAGAGACAUCAGCUAUCACCCUGGGGAUACUGUCUGGAGCGGGGCCGGGGCCGCCUGUAGAGGAAGACGAGGAAGAGGACAACGAGAUGAUAGAGAACGGCUUCUACGAGGAAGGAGACGGCUUGGCGUUCGUGAACGGUGUUGUUGACGAGGAGGAGGAGGAUGAAGGAGAUGGAGGGGCAGUAGGAAGGAGUCUGAUGUUUGAACAGUUGGGACUGGACCAUGUUCAGGAGCCCAGGGGUCUUCCUCCAGGCUAUGGUGCCCCUGUCCGCUCCCCCCUGGCUCCCAGCUCAGUGGGCUCUUCCCAGGGGAGAAUUCUAGUCCCUACCCCUUCCACCUCCCUCACCUCCAACAGCCUGCGCUGGUAUGACAGCGCCCCCACACCACAGAUGAAAGCUUUUGUUGCGGCCAAAGAGGAGUUGAAGCAGCUGAGACUACCAGGGUUCCUGUACAGUGAGGUGGGAGACCUGGCCUCCAGUGUCCCCUACUUUAGCCUGGAGGAGGAUGACAACUGUGACGAGGGCAUCCACCUCAUCGUCUGUGUCCACGGCCUCGAUGGUAACAGUGCUGACCUGCGUCUGGUGAAGACCUACCUGGAGCUGGGCCUACCUGGAGCUAGGAUAGACUUCCUCAUGUCCGAACGCAACCAGAAUGACACGUUUGCUGACUUUGAGCAGAUGACAGACCGGCUGUUGGAUGAAAUAGUUCAGUACAUUCAGAUCUACAACCUCACAGUCUCUAAGAUCAGCUUUGUAGGCCACUCCCUGGGGAACCUGAUAGUUCGUUCAGUACUUACCAGACCCAGAUUUAAAUGUUACCUGAGCAGACUUCACACCUUCCUCUCUCUGUCUGGACCUCACCUGGGUACCCUGUACAACAGCUCUGCUCUGGUCAACACAGGCCUGUGGUUCAUGCAGAAGUGGAAGAAGUCUGGCUCGCUGCUCCAGCUGACCUGCAGAGACCACUCUGAUCCCAGACAGACCUUCCUCUACAAGCUUAGCAAGAAAUCUGGUCUUCAUCACUUCAGGAACGUGGUGUUAGUGGGCUCUCUGCAGGAUCGUUACGUCCCAUAUCACUCAGCCAGGAUAGAGAUGUGUAAGACAGCCCUGAAGGACAAACAAACAGGUUCAGUAUAUGUAGAGAUGAUAGAGAACCUGUUGCUGCCGGUGCUCCAGAACAGAGACUGUAACCUGGUGCGUUACGAUGUCAUCCAUGCUCUGCCCAACACCGCCAACUCCCUGAUUGGCCGAGCAGCACACAUCGCCGUCCUCGACUCGGAAAUCUUUCUGGAGAAGUUCUUCCUGGUCGCAGGCCUGAAGUUCUUUCAGUAGGAGAGGAGGGGUCUAUGAAUCCAACUAAUGGCUGGAAGGGGGGGAUGGGAUGGGGGCUUUACCAAUCUAACCAAUGGCUGGAGCGGAGGGACGUUUUUUCAGUAGGAAGUAGGAGUGGCCACCCAAUCAAAUCAAUGACUGGAGGAGGGAGAAUGGGGUCCUCCCAAUCAAUAACCUGGUCCCAUAUCUGUUUUGACCGUUUUGGUCAACUCCUAUAGUCAUUGACAUGCCCAAAAAAAUGUAUGCAUUGUAUCCUGUGGAGGUCAACGGGUGGAAGGAGUUUACACAUUUAAGACCAUGUCAGUGAUGCUGAAGUGAGAUCUCUGCCCAUCUCCAUCCAAUGACCAUAGAAGUUGGCAAGACUGCACAAACUGAUCUGGGACCAGGCUAGCAAAUAAAACCUGUGGCUGGAGGGAGAGGGGAAGAGAGGAGAACGUGGAGCAUACAUAGAAUAUAAUUACUAGACCAUCAAUCUAGUGAUGCUAUUUCUAUCAUGUGUAGCUUAUAUUACCUCACUGCAUCCAAACCCCAAUUCUCAAUAUUGUAUCUGGUUGAGGCGUACGGUUUUAUAGAUGCAUCUGCUUCCAUAUGGAAGAUCAGAAUUCUAAUAUCAGUGUUUAUUUUUAGUUUUUAAAGUUUUUUUUAUCGGUUUGUUAGCGAAUGUUCCUCAUUUUUAUUGUUCUACUUCUAUUAUUCAAAGGAUGAUUUCAAGUUGAUUUUAUGAAUGUACUUGUGGUGGGGGGAUGGUUUUCCUUCUCAUAUUGUAAUCUUUUCAGUGUUAUUUAUCUAUGAAAUGGUUAUAUUUUCACAUGGGUUUGUUCAAACCAUUCAUUCAUUUAUUAAGACGUUUGCAAUACCGAUCUGGAAAUGUAGCUGCUAAAAAUGGUGAGCUGACUCAUCUUCUCAUAUUGUCGUCACCUUUUAUUUAAAAGGUGCAUUUUCUUCAACAACAACAAAUUAGUCGUAAAGUCAAACUAUUAUACUCUUGCAUUAAUUUGCACCACAACUGUAUAAAAAAAACAGAUUUUCUACUGAGGAUGGUCAUUUUUACUAAGUACAUAUUUUACUAUCAGAAUUUUAAUUUGUGUUAUUUUUUCAUUUUACAAAGGUAAAGGCUUCCAGUCUAGUCGAACUAACUUAACGGAAUCAAUUUGAUUGUAACUUGGACAAUGCAGCCUGGGACUUAUAAGGCUUUGCGGUUUUCUAUAGCUCUGGACCAGGGCGUUCGGUGCAGGUUGUUGGCGCUGAGCCUUCCUGAACAGGGGAAGAGACAACUCGUUGCGCAAUGGACCAGAGCUAGGUUUUAUACUGUAUGCUGUUACUUUGCCAUUACAGCAUCGUGCACAACACUAAACCCAACCUGGUGUUGGGAACAUUAUACGAGCCUUGCUUGAUUAAAGCAUGAGAACAUUUUAUUACAAGAGGUUUUAAAUAAACUCGUUCAACUGUUAUAGCCAGAAGGGUCGUGUUCAUUAGGGCUCACCGUAGCAAAACGUUUUCUAACAGAAAGCAAAGAAAGCCUUGCUUAUUGGACAAGUUCAUGUAGGGAAGAACCCUGUUUGAUUCUGUUUUCUUCCGCCUGGUGCCAAAUGAAUACGACCCAGAUGUAAAGGUGGGGUGUAGCUAAGGGUCAGUACUUAUGAAUAGCACAUAUCUUGGUUCAUGGAGAGUAUUUAUGUUUUGCUGUCAUAGAUGGGUGGGUGUAUUAUUUAUGCUUUUUAACAUGCGUAUUGUUUUUAGAUAUAAAAUCUACUUCUCAUUUCUUUGUGAAAAUGGUUUGUAUCAUUGCACUCUUUACCAUUAAAUAAAUGUAUUAUAAAUA